CCCUUCCUCUCUCCGUCCUUCAAUUCCGCAACUCGCUCCCACUCUCUCUCUCUCCAACGCCAAAUCCCUAAAUCCCUUAUCUAUCUCCCCAUCUUUCUCCCCCAAAUUCCCCGGCGAAACAUUCUUCCCGCAACAAUGCACAGACAGUCCGACUCCGAUUUAACGAGCCUCGCCGCCUCCUCCCCGCCUCGAUCUCCCCGCCGACCAGUCUACUACGUCAUGAGCCCUUCCAACAUCGACAACGAGAAGCUCUCAAUCUUCGGCUUAAGCCCCGGCGGAUCCCCUGCUCAUCAGCAUUACCACCCCAAUCCGACCCACCACCGCUAUGCCAGCUCGCCGAUCCACCAUUCUCGAGAAUCCUCUACCACCCGAUUCUCUGCCUCGCUUCGAAAUGGGUAUUGGCGUAAGGUUCCUCAGGAACUGCACGUCGGGGAUAAGGAGGUGGAGGAGGAGGAGGAGGAUGAAGAAGAGGAGAGAUGGGGCUUUCGAUGCUAUGCUCUGAUGUUCGUCAUCGGAUUCUUUCUGCUGUUUAGCCUCUUCUCGAUCAUUCUCUGGGGUGCAAGUAAGGCUUACGAGCCCAAAAUCACUGUCAAGAGCCUGGUGUUCGAGCGAUACAACAUCCAGGCCGGAAUGGAUUUCACGGACGUUCCCACAAAAAUGAUCUCUCUUAAUUCAACGGUCAAGAUGAGGUUUCGGAACCCAGCGACGUUCUUCGGCGUACACGUGUCGUCCACUCCGUUGGUGCUCUACUACUACGAUUUGGCGAUCGCGUCUGGCCACAUGAAGGAAUUCUACGCGUCGCGGAAGAACGAGCGCAUCGUGACGACUGUGGUCCUCGGCAAGCAAGUCCCGGUCUACGGCGGCGGCGCCGCCUUG
Phalaenopsis equestris is the source of this 876-nucleotide messenger RNA. RefSeq lists its product as uncharacterized. The annotation marks the transcript as partial. The record is from RefSeq and is a predicted model, not a curated record. The transcript has 3 exons. Lineage: Eukaryota; Viridiplantae; Streptophyta; Magnoliopsida; Asparagales; Orchidaceae. Gene Ontology annotation, cellular component: plasma membrane.